UCUUCGUUCUUCUUUACCGUCCGGCCGAGAAAAGCCUAAUCACAUCUUUCUUCUCUAUUCCUCUUUUUAAACAUGAGAUCUCUUUCUUCUCAUCUCCAUUGAUCUCUGUGUUUCAAAUCUCACCAUCAUCAUCAUCUUCUUCUUCUUGUGAUUUGUUCUUUGGGAGGGAGAGGGGUUUCCAAUUCUAAGGCCGGUUCUUGAGAUGGAGGAGAACACGGCGGCGGCGGCCGAGAGACGAUCGGGUUGUGGUUUAUUGAGUGUAAUGUUUGGUAGACGUGGCUUGUGGACCAAGAAAUCUACUGCAGCCGAUAACGGUAGCCAGAAAAGCACAUCUACGGCUGCAACCGCCACAAGCAACAUUCAAUUCACUAAAUCUUCUGGCACCGAGUUGAAGAAGCCUCGCGAUGAUCAGAAGGUUUCCGCAGAGCCAGUCCAGAAUAACAAGAUCCAGAACCGACAAAAUCAGAACCAGAGAUCCGUGGUUCCGUCAAAACCCUCGUCAAAUCAAUACCCUAAUAAUCAUCAAUUAGGGAGCUACGAGAGUCAACAACGAAGUAGUUAUAACAACAAUAGUAAUAGCGUUGAUCCAUAUCGAGGAGGGGGACAGAGGAAAGUGCCAAGAGAAGCCAUUGGUUUAUCGGGUGAGCUUGAGAGCAUGAUCACCGAUCAUCAGAAAGCAAGAGGAGCCAAUGGAUUGGUUCGUGCAUCUUCUAGCAAUGUAAUGUUAUUUGGAAAUCUUGGCAAUUUGAAUCAGACAGGACCAGUUACGGCGGGUGUAAAUUACGGUAAUAACAAUGGAUAUGGCGUCAAGAGGACUACGAUGGCUGCGGCAUCGGUGACUACAACAAAAAGUCAAGAUCAAUCAGGAUCUUUGUGUAGAGCAAUCUCAACAAGAAUGGAUCCAGAAACGUUGAAGAUCAUGGGGAAUGAGGAUUACAAGAACGGUAAUUUCGCAGAGGCGUUAGCAUUGUAUGAUGCAGCCAUUGCGAUUGAUCCCAACAAAGCUGCUUACCGUAGCAACAAGAGCGCAGCUUUGACAGCACUCGGGAGAAUCCUUGAUGCGGUUUUCGAAUGCAGAGAAGCAAUCAGAAUUGAGCCUCAUUACCAUAGAGCACAUCAUCGGCUGGGUAACUUGUACCUCAGGUUAGGAGAGGUGGAGAAAUCAAUAUAUCAUUUCAAGCAUUCGGGUCCAGAGGCUGACCCUGAAGACAUUGCAAAGGCGAAAACCGUACAGACCCAUCUCAACAAGUGCACAGAAGCUAAGAGAUUACGAGAUUGGAAUGGUUUGAUUACAACAACAACAAACACAAUCUCUUCAGGAGCUGAUGCAGCACCACAAGUAUAUGCAUUGCAAGCAGAGGCUUUGUUGAAGACGCAUAGACAUCAAGAAGCCGAUGAAGCUUUGUCUAGAUGUCCUAUUUUUGAUGUGGACACCAGUACUAGGUACUAUGGACCCAUUGGUUAUGCUGGUUUCUUGGUCGUCCGUGCUCAGGUUCAUUUAGCCUCUGGCAGGUUCGACGAGGCGGUGGAGGCGAUUCAACGCGCCGGCAAGCUGGACGGGAACAACCGAGAGGUGAUCAUGGUUUCACGGAGGGCACAGGCGGUGACGGAAGCUAGGUUCAGAGGAAACGAGCUGUUUAAAGCCGGGCGGUUCGAAGAGGCUUGCGCCGCCUACGGCGAAGGAUUAGACCACGAUCCACGAAACUCCGUUUUGCUCUGCAACCGCGCGGCUUGCCGGUCAAAAUUGGGUCAAUUCGAUAAAUCUGUUGAGGAUUGCACGGCGGCUCUAUCCGUACGUCCGGGAUACGGCAAGGCUCGGCUCAGAAGAGCCGAUUGUAACUCGAAGAUCGGGAAGUGGGAAUUGGCGGUGGGAGAUUAUGAGAUAUUGAGAAAAGAGACGCCGGAGGAUGAGCAAGUUACUAGAGGACUAUCAGAGGCUCAACAACAACUCAUGAAACGCCGUGGACAAGACUCUUGAGAAUUUUCCGGUGAUUUUUUAUAUGCAGGACUGAGAAAAACACGGCCGGAAUAUUCUUCGUUCGAUUUUAUAUUUUUUGGGCCGGCGAGCGACAACUAAAUGACAAAAUUGUGUGAAUUAUUUAAUUUCAUAUUUUUGGGCUUGGAUGAUCAAAACUGUUUGUAUAGGAAUGAGAUUGUGGGGAUACUGUAUUUAGCUUUACAAAAGAAACAAAAAUUUGUCCAUGGUAACUAUAAAAAAAUUUCAAAUCAAAAAAG
Messenger RNA from Capsella rubella, 2235 nucleotides. RefSeq names its product inactive TPR repeat-containing thioredoxin TTL3. Gene Ontology annotation, cellular component: cytoplasm. The coding region runs from base 203 to 1978 and encodes 591 amino acids. The transcript is spliced from 4 exons. The record is from RefSeq and is a predicted model, not a curated record. Gene Ontology annotation, molecular function: protein binding. Lineage: Eukaryota; Viridiplantae; Streptophyta; Magnoliopsida; Brassicales; Brassicaceae.